AUGUCUUCUCUAUUAAAACCCCUUCGCUUCUCAUCUCUCGAAGAAACAAACAUAGGCAGCAGGAAGCCACUGUUGCUGCUGCUGCAGCUGCCGCUGCUGCUGCUGCAGCUGCAGCUCCUACUGCUGCGGCUGCCGCUGCUGCUGCUGCUGCCUUUGCUGCUGCUUCUGCUGCAAGGGGGCCCGCAGGGGGUCGGCUGCUUCCGCAUCAUUGGCAGUUCGCCUAACAGCAGCAGCAGCAACAGCAGCAGCAGCAGCAGCAGCAGCAACAGGGGAACACCGGAUUUAAGGGGCCCCCUGAGAGUUUUGCUUCCUUCAGCGCCGAGCAGAUGCUGCUAUAGGGGGCCCCUUACAUUGUUGGGGGCCCCCUAUAGAGGGGGGGGCCCCCGUGUUUGCUGUUCAGCGCUGCAGCAGCCUGUGGGGGGCCCCCUAUUCGCAGCAGCAGCAGCAGCAGCAGAAGCAACAGCAGCAGAAAUUCUCUCGCCUGAACCACGAGAGGUACCCCAACACAUUGAGAGGCCUCCAUACGCGCAGCAGCAAGCAGCAGCAGCAGCAGCAGCAGCAGCAGCUGAAGAAGAUGAAGAAGAAGACGAAGAUUAUUCAAAACAGCCAAUGCCCCCACCGCUAACCCCUGAGGAGAUUGACAGGCUGCGUGAUGCCUGUCGGCUGACCCGUUUUGUGUUGGAGUGCGCAAUGGGCCUCAUCUCCCCUCCUCCCUCUCCAGACCAGCAGCAGCAGCAGCAGCAGCAACAGCAGCAGCAACAGCAGCAGCAGCAGCAGCAGCAGCAGCGGGAGGAGUUACGAGGGAACGGUUACGUAUGGCGGGGCCCUUGUGCAGGUGUAUGGUCUGAGCGUUGGCUUGCAGCAGCAGACAAAGUUGCUGCUGCAGUUGUUUCUUCGGGCUUGCCUCUCAGCGGUUUGCUGCUGGAUUACUUUGCGCAUAAUUUGUCUGUCUCCUUGGGAGCCUAUCCAUCGUCUCUUCAUUAUAAAGGCUUCAAAAGAAGCUGCUGCGUCUCCCCCGACCAUAUACUCUGCCACGCUCUGUACCUACCGCAGCAGGGGGCCCCGGGGGCCCCUGGGGGCCCCCUUCCUACUCGGGCGGAGCUGCAGCAGAAGCAGCAGCUGCUAGCAGCAGCAAAAACUGCAGCAGAGAGAGGCAUACAAGCCUGCAGAGAAGGUGCCCCGUAA
Eimeria acervulina is the source of this 1185-nucleotide messenger RNA. RefSeq names its product methionine aminopeptidase, putative. The transcript is spliced from 3 exons. Lineage: Eukaryota; Apicomplexa; Conoidasida; Eucoccidiorida; Eimeriidae. Bases 1 to 1185 code for a protein of 394 amino acids. The record is from RefSeq and is a predicted model, not a curated record.